AACUUUUUUAUUAUUCACUUGUAGGUUUGUCUAGUUUUCUGCAUCGAUGAUCACGGUGUCUGAGAAUGGCCCUGAUUGGAAAGAGAGCGAUGGAAACACCCGACUGGCUGGUGAAGUUCAGGUGAAGAGAUAUGGGGAAUUUCUGAAUGGGUAUACCACCCAGUUGAGGGAAAUACAACAUGCACUCCAUGGUUACUCCAAAGGUGCCUGGGACAUCUCUCUGGACCCAAUUUCCCUCCAGGUUUGCCCUAAAUUACCCCUCAUUAUUGCUACUCAUAAGGGAUUUUGCGAUUUGAGGCAAAAGACCGACUUCUAUGGUUCAUUUCUCCUUUAUGGAGAAGGUUUUGAUGGAACUGAAGCAGAGGCUCAAGUUAUGAUGGGUCACAUGAUAAAACCUCUCCAAGAUCUGAGUGGCUUCAUAAACCGAUGCUAUCAAGUCCUUCAGAACUUCCUCUUGCAACUUGUGGCCUUGUAUAACCUAGAAAAGGAAGCCUCAAAAGUGAUGGAUGUCUCCGACGUUCACUUUUACACAGUUUUUGAGUCCAUUGGAGAGCUGUUGGUGAUUUUUGUGACCCUGGACGGGAUUCUCAGCAGUAUACCUCUCUUUCGUGAGCAUUGGAACUUAUACAAGCAGAUGGUGAAGUCUGUUCAAUCUGAUGCUUCAACAUUUGGUGCUUCAGAGGAGCAGCUAUCUUCAUUUCAUGAUGUCCUCUCUAACCUUGAUAGUGCACUUUUCAGGGAGACAAUACUUCAGGGGUGCUUUGGAGCAGUUUCAUCACCAGAGUUCAGCUGUCCUAACUUGGCCAAGGAAUUUCAGGAAAGUAUCAGGUUUAUUGUGGCACGAAUGGAGGCAAGCAUUGGUAGUGGAUGGGAAGGAGACUCAGGACAUCAGGUUGUGCAAGUUGCUGCUUUGCAAACUCUUCAUUUGGUUCUCUUCCGCAACUCAGGGGAUAAGAAGCUAUUCCGACAAGUCUGGGAUCUCUACCGCAAGAUUCCUGCUGUGGUUCUGUAUGGGAAUGUUGUUUGGUGCUUGGAUGAUUUCCUUGCUAAGUACAUGGGAGGACUUGUGAAAGAUUUUGAUCGUCGAGGAGCUGCAAAUUUUCGAACAUCUUUCCUUCAGUCAAAGAAUGCCUCACUAAGCAAGGAUGCCCAUGUCUAUUCCCUGCAGCCAAUGACAAAGAUGUCAGUGCUUGCACUUUGUCACGUGAUUGAACUCAUCAAGACCAUUGAAGGAACAUAUCAUCGCCAUGCUGUCCUCCUUGCUCGAUCUGUUCACCAUCUUGUCCAGCAUCUUCAGCAUCUUGCUCUGACCAUGAUCUCCUCAGCCAAGAAGCGUAAGAGUGGAGAGAAAAAGCAAUUCAGCAGCCAGCAACUGGAUGUGAUCUCUGCUCUGCAGCUGAACGAAGAUGUUGUCAAUCGUCCAUUGACGCCCAGAGCAAAGCUUGUCCUCCAAUUGGCUCUUGAAGUUGCAGCUCAGGGAAGAACAUUUCGAGAGGAGGAGAUGGAGAACCUGAAGUCCACUCUGCAGCCACUGAGUAUGAUCUCUGCAUUGAACAUGCAUGUUAAGGAAGUAUGUGACUGCAGUUUCCUCUAUUGGCAUCGCUCAGUCAUCCUUCCCAUCUAUUUAACCAAUGUCUUUGAGAAUCCAGGGGAGGUGCACCUCCUUCAUGUAGUGAAUUGGAUCAUGAAAAUGGAAAAGCUGAGUGUGCAAGACCCAGGAAAGCUGAAAUUGGAUGAUGUAAAGCGACGAUGCAAUACGUUCCUCCAGGGGCUUUUGUUUGCUCACACGUUAAGCCAGACUGUGAAGACCAUGAUGAAUUUACACGUGAUGCUCGGCCAGCCAAUGACAAAGAUGUCAGUGCUUGCACUUUGUCACGUGAUUGAACUCAUCAAGACCAUUGAAGGGACAUAUCAUCGCCAUGCUGUCCUCCUUGCUCGAUCUGUUCAUCAUCUUGUCCAGCAUCUUCAGCAUCUUGCCCUGACCAUGAUCUCCUCAGCCAAGCAUCCCAUCAAACUUUUUUUUUUGUUGGAAUCAUUGCCUUCUCUUCCAGGAAGAACAUUUCGAGAGGAGGAGAUGGAGAACCUGAAGUCCACUCUGCAGCCACUGUGUAUGAUCUCUGCAUUGAACAUGCAUGUUAAGGAAGUAUGUGACUGCAGUUUCCUCUAUUGGCAUCGCUCAGUCAUCCUUCCCAUCUAUUUAACCAAUGUCUUUGAGAAUCCAGGGGAGGUGCACCUCCUUCAUAGUAUGUUUGAUGCAUUGGAAGACUCAGCCUUGUUGCUGUCCCUUGUGAGACAUCAAGCUGAUCCACAGUUCCUACUGAGAACCUUUGAGAAGCAAAUUGUGAAAUCUUUCAUGGAACAUAUUGUUGACCCUUUGUGUGCUGACAUUGAGACAGACUUGAGAUUGGAGACUCACAGUCACCUGACAAUAGGUGAUCGGAACCCAUUCCAUAUUGGAAUGAGGGACCGAAGCAUUCUUCUAGCGAUCAGACCCAUUCGAUUUUUCCAUCAUUUCCUAUCCAUUCAAGGUUUGUAUCAAGCUUCAGAAUUAAGUUCCAAUGAGGGAGAGUGCUCACUAAACAGGGAAUUGCAUCCAUCAGGUCAUGUGGAGCACUACUUGGACAAGGUGUUUUAUAAUCACACCACAGUUGCACUGCAUGACUGGAAGACUUAUGGAGAGAUGCGUAGUGUCGCCCAGAGGAAGUAUGGUCUCUUCACAGUUGAAGCUCAUCUUCCAAGUCAGACGCUGGAUCAGGGCUUGGACAUCCUGGAGAUCGUGAGGAACAUUCAUGUCUUUGUGUCCAAGUAUGUGUAUAACCUCAACACACAGGUGUUUGUGGAACGCACUAGCAACAACAAGCAUCUGAAUACCAUCAGCAUUCGACAUUUGGCCAAUUCAAUCCGCACACAUGGUACUGGUAUCAUGAACACCACUGUGAAUUUCACAUAUCAGUUCCUACGGAAGAAGUUCUACAUAUUCUCACAGUUCCUUUUUGAUGAUCACAUCAAGUCACGACUGCUUAAAGAUCUCAGGUACUUCCGAGACAGCAAAGAAGCCUUGAAUGGGAAGUAUCCAUUUGACCGGGCAGAGAAGUUCCACCGAGGGAUCCGUAAAUUGGGAUUGACUCCUGAUGGGCUCAGUUUUCUGGAUCAAUUCCGACUCCUCAUUACCCACGUUGGGAAUGCCAUGGGCUUUGUGCGCCUGAUACGGUCAGGAGGCCUCAACAGCUGCAGCAAGGCGGCACGCUUCAUUCCUGACCUGGAAGGGAUCAUCAGCUUCCAAGAACUCCUCCCAGAUGAAUCCUCAAUCUCAGCAGAGUGUAAGGAAGCCAGAAAGCAGUUGGAUGAUGUCAUCAAUGACAUUUCACGUAAUUUCUCCGAGGGAACUCGGUAUUUCCAGCUCCUGGUGGAUGCUUUCGCUCCAGCUUUUCGAGAUGCCAAGAAUGCUCACUUGAAAAACUUUCAUGUGAUUGUGCCUGCCCUCACGGUGAACUAUGUGGAAUAUUUUGUGGCAACAAAGGAGAAGAUGGCCAAGAAGAACAAGGAUGGAGCUGUUUUCACUGAUGAUGGGUUUGCCAUGGGCAUUGCAUACAUCUUGAGACUCCUGGCCCAGUAUGAGGACUUUGAUUCCCUUCACUGGUUUCAAGCCGUGCAGGAGAAAUAUGAAGCCGAGAGACUGGAGGCCUCAAAGGGGAAGGGAACUUCAGUCCCCAAGAAUGUGUCCCCCUUGGGAAACUCAGAUGAUGACAAGCUCCAGCAGACUGUGCAACUCACUCUCAAAAGGCUGGAUCAGUUUCAAAAGGAAUUCCAGCUGUUGGACUUCAACCUGAAGAGUGCAAGGAUCUUCUUCCAUGGAGGAGCAUCAACCAACAAGUGAUACCAUCGAGUCGUCUAGGUUAUUUGCCAGUUUUUCUGUGCAUCUUUGAUACUUUCUCCUAUGGCACUUACGUCUAUGCAUUACCUGAGCCUUUUCGUCCCUGUGAUGAAUUGUUACGAGUUUUAAUUUUUGUAAUGUUAUUCAAUUAUAUUCUUGAAUGUUGAUCAAUUAGCUUCAGAAUAAAAUUCAUACAUUAUUCCGU
Darwinula stevensoni is the source of this 4079-nucleotide messenger RNA. The record is from the annotation of a GenBank genome assembly. NCBI's taxonomy places the organism in Eukaryota, Metazoa, Arthropoda, Ostracoda, Podocopida, Darwinulidae.